Molecule: messenger RNA, 1671 nt
Organism: Thlaspi arvense
Lineage: Eukaryota; Viridiplantae; Streptophyta; Magnoliopsida; Brassicales; Brassicaceae
Source: the annotation of a GenBank genome assembly
AUGUCUCGAGCAAUACUCUGUUUUGCGUGGACUCGGCGACCCCAAGCUGCUUCGCCGGUGCCUACAGUCGGCACGGCAGCACGCUGGCGACUGGGCGAGUUCUGGAGUGUCCGAAGGCUGCUCUGGUUUGUGGGUUCGAUUCCAAGUCAGUCUUCGAUCAUUGCGGGUGUGAACAUGGCAAAUCCGAGGGAUAAAAUUGCCUCACUUUCAACCCCUUUGAACACACUGCUAUAUGGCAGUUUUAUGGAGUCCGGGAGAGAGAAGAUUAAUUUCUCCCAAGCGGUAUAUCAGUUCUGUUGUGAGGAAAUGAAAUCUGCUUGCGAUGCCUAUUUAGCGUCUAUUGUCACCAACAUGGACGAUGCUUUGAUUCUAAUCGAUUAUGGUUUGGAAGAGACUUCAAAUCUUCUUGUGGGUUCUUGCCUGCAACUUGUGUUGAGGGAGCUUCCGAGUUCAUUGCAUAACCCGAAGGUAAGGAAAUAUUUUGUAGCUCGGAGGCUAGGGAGAAAUUGGAGAUGGCGGGGCAUUGUUCUUUCUUGUUGUAUUAUUUCCUCAGCCAGGUGGCCUAUGGAAGAUAGCAUGACAUCGGCCGCAACAAUGCUGUUACUAGAGAGACUCAAAGAAUGUGCUACUGAAAAGUGGCAGAAAGCCCUUGCUAUGCAUCAAUUAGGCUGUGUUUUGUUGGAAAGGAGGGAGUACAAGGAAGCCCACGCCUGUUUCGAGGCAGCAGCUGAUUCAGGUCAUGUUUAUUCAAUGGUAGGUGUUGCGAGAACCCGUUACAAGCAAGGCAAGAUGUUUUCAGCGGCGUGGUUCUUUAUUGCACUGGAAGAUUAUGAAUCUGCUUUGAGAGAUAUUCGCGCUUUGCUGACCUUGGAGCCGAAUUAUAUGAUGUUCACGGAGGAUAAGAGGUUAAACUGUCAAAAAGCUGCAAUGAGGAGUUUGAGGUUAGCCCAAAACAACGCUAUAUCAAAGUAUGAAAGGCUUAUAUAUGAAGGAUGGAUUCUAUAUGACACUGGCUACCGUGAAGAAGCACUAUCUAAGGCAGAAUUGUCCAUCUCUAUUCAGAGGUCAUUUGAAGCAUUUUUUCUUAAGGCAUAUGUGCUAGCAGAUACAAGCCUUGAUUCUGAAUCUCUAUCUCAUGUAAUCGAACUUCUGGAGGAGGCUCUGAAAUGUCCUUCAGAUGGUCUUCGGAAAGGACAAGCACUAAAUAAUUUAGGGAGUAUCUAUGUGGAUUGCGGUGACCUGGAUCUUGCUGCCCAAUGCUACAUGAAUGCCCUUGACAUCAAGCACACAAGAGCUCAUCAAGGGUUGGCACGUGUUUAUCAUCUUAAAAGUUCAAGGAAAGAUGCUUACAAUGAAAUGACAAAGCUCAUAGAGAAGGCACAAAACAAUGCUUCAGCUUACGAGAAGCGAUCUGAGUAUGGUGAUCGUGACAUGGCAAAUGCUGAUCUUGAAUGGCAACAGAGUGGAUCCUUUAAGGACGUAUCCAUACAGAUACAGAGCAGCAGUAACAGUCAAAACGGGAAUAAACUUACUUCCUUCCAAAAGUUUCUGGAUUACGUUCCCUCAAGUCUAAGUGAAACCAUGGUGGACAUACCUGGCAAAGCUAAUCCAAAUGUUAACAGAAAACAGGGACAAACAAUCGAUAUGGUCUUGGAAAACAAACGCUUUUAA